CUUUGUUGUUAGAAAAACAUCACAGGCGCAGAAGGAAAUACUGCACACUAAACCAAAUGCGACGGAACGGAUCUAAACCUUCCAGUAACAGCGGUUGCUGAUGGCUACCCGACAGCCGUUUACGAGUUCUGAUACCUCUGAUGAAGCAGUCAGAGCCACCUGUGACGAUGCUUCGACUUGUAAAAGGUUUGCCACCAGUAAAGGCUAUUGGAAAGACCCAUAUAUCCAGUAUUUUGUGAGGCAGAGUGGAGAAAGAAAAGCUCCUGAAAUCAGCAGAGGUUAUUAUGCUCGGGUGCAUGGAGUGAAUCACCUGCUUGAUGGCUUUUUAAGGAAAACGGAAUGCAACUGCCAGGUUAUAAAUCUGGGUGCUGGUCUGGACACAACAUUCUGGAGAUUAAAGGAAGCAAACCUCCUGCCCAAAAAAUACUUUGAAGUUGACUUUUCCAUGAUUGUUGCAAGGAAGCUACACAACAUCAAAACAAAGCCUCCACUGUCUAAGCCUAUUGUUGAAACACAUUCAACUGAUUUACUUCUGAUGGAUGGCCACAGUUUAGACUCGGACCGAUACUGCAUCAUUGGAGCGGAUCUGCGGGAUCUCCCUGCAUUGGAAGAAAAACUGAAGAAAUGCCACCUCAACACACAAUUGCCAACACUGUUUGUGUCGGAGUGCGUGCUGGUCUACAUGACUCUGGAGCAGUCUUCAAGUCUGGUGAAAUGGGUGGCAGACACCUUUGACACUGCCAUGUUCAUAAACUAUGAGCAGGUGAACAUGGCUGAUCGCUUUGGGCAGAUCAUGAUUGAGAAUCUGCAGAGAAGGCAAUGCAACCUGGCAGGAGUAGAAGUCUGUAGAUCACUUGAGUCACAGAAAGACAGGUUUUUAUUAGCUGGCUGGGAAAAAGCUGAUGCACUUGAUAUGAUGAACGUAUACAGCAUCCUUCCGCAAGAUGACGUGGGAAGGAUAGAACGGCUUGAGUUUUUGGAUGAAAGGGAACUUCUUCAACAGCUGUUACAGCAUUACUGCAUCUGCUGGGCUACGAAAGACAAGCUGAGCCUGGGUCUCUUAGAUGUUACGUUUUAAUUAUUUUGACGGAAAUGGAAGAACAGCUGUUGCUGCAUGUCUGGAACUGCUGGCUGUUUGUGCCUAACUGACUUUUUUCAACUGUUGUCUAAGUAAUGUUUCUGUUGCAAUAAAACCAGAUGAAACCCUGA
Messenger RNA from Polyodon spathula (Mississippi paddlefish), 1209 nucleotides. RefSeq names its product leucine carboxyl methyltransferase 1 (gene lcmt1). Gene Ontology annotation, cellular component: cytosol. The transcript has 12 exons. The record is from RefSeq and is a predicted model, not a curated record. Gene Ontology annotation, molecular function: protein C-terminal leucine carboxyl O-methyltransferase activity. NCBI's taxonomy places the organism in Eukaryota, Metazoa, Chordata, Actinopteri, Acipenseriformes, Polyodontidae. Gene Ontology annotation, biological process: C-terminal protein methylation. The coding region runs from base 101 to 1078 and encodes 325 amino acids.